UCCAAAUCAUAACCAAUUCUCUCAAGAUGGCUUCCAUGGCCGCCGGAAGCUGCAUUAGCUUCAAACCCUAUAAUCCAUGUCUUCCCCUCCACCCUCCAAAACGCACCGUUUCCAGCUUCACCAUCAGAAGCAUAGCCAGUCCCAUCCGCCCCUCGCCACCUGUCGUCGUUCCAUUGCCUGAUAUCGACACCUCCAUUCCCCCGACUCACGUUGCAUGGACCAGCAUUCGACAAGACCGAUGGGAAGGACAACUCUCCGUCCAAGGCCAAUUGCCUCGUUGGCUGAAUGGAACGUAUUUGAGAAAUGGACCUGGAGUAUGGAAUAUUGGAAAUUAUAACUUUCGUCACCUUUUCGAUGGUUAUGCUACCAUUGUUAAGCUUCACUUUGAAGAUGGUCGGUUAAUUGCUGGCCACCGUCAAAUCGAAUCGAAUGCUUAUAAGGCUGCCAUGAAGAAUCAAAAGGUUUGUUAUCGUGAAUUUUCUGAAGUCCCCAAGACUGAUAACUUUCUUGCCUAUGUUGGAGAGCUCGCAAACCUUUUCUCUGGUGUAUCGUUGACUGAUAAUGCAAACACUGGAGUCGUGAAGCUUGGCGAUAGUCGAGUUGUUUGUCUUACAGAGACGCAAAAGGGGUCUAUAAUAAUCAACCCGAGUACGUUAGAGACCAUCGGGAAGUUUGAGUAUAGUGACUCACUCGGCGGUUUGAUUCAUUCGGCUCAUCCAAUUGUUACGGACUUGGAGUUUUUGACAUUGUUGCCAGAUCUUUUAAACCCAGGUUACUUGGUGGUUCGGAUGGAACCGGGCUCAAACGAGCGAAAGGUGAUCGGUCGGGUCAACUGCAAGGGUGGACCGGCCCCAGGUUGGGUCCACUCGUUUCCAGUGACGGAGAAUUAUGUGGUGGUGCCGGAGAUGCCAUUGAGAUAUUGUGCUCAAAACUUGCUGAGGGCAGAGCCGACGCCGUUGUAUAAGUUUGAGUGGCGGCCGGAGUCUAAAGCCUUUAUGCAUGUCAUGUGCAAAGCUAGUGGAAGUAUUGUUGCAAGCGUAGAAGUACCAUUAUUCAUUACAUUUCAUUUCAUAAAUGCAUAUGAAGAGAGAGAUGAAAAGGGAAGGAUUACCGCUGUGAUCGCCGAUUGUUGCGAACAUAAUGCCAAUCCUUUAAUCUUAGAUCGACUUAGGCUUCAUAAUUUGCGACGCUUCUCACUCAAACAUGCUCUUCCGGAUGCUAGGGUUGGAAGGUUCAGAAUACCAUUGGAUGGGAGUGGACAUGGGAAGCUGGAGGCAGCAUUGGACCCAGAUGAACAUGGCAGAGGAAUGGACAUGUGCAGCUUCAACCCUGCUUACUUAGGCAAGAAAUAUAGAUAUGCUUAUGCUUGUGGAGCCAAAAGACCCUGCAAUUUCCCCAACACACUCACUAAGAUUGAUUUGGUGAAGAAGAAGGCCAAGAAUUGGUAUGAAAGCGGAGCUAUUCCUUCCGAGCCCUUCUUCGUGGCUCGACCUGGUGCAACCGAAGAGGAUGACGGAGUGGUGAUCUCUAUGGUCAGUGGGAAAAAUGGAGAAGGGUAUGCUUUGCUUCUAGAUGGAUCCACAUUUGAAGAGAUAGCCAGGGCAAAAUUUCCCUAUGGUCUUCCUUAUGGGCUACAUGGUUGCUGGAUUCCCAAGAACUAGUAUCAUUUCAAUACCAAAGUAUAGCUUGUUCAAUUAAUCAGUAUCAGAAAACACACAUAUAUACAUCAUAGGCACGAGUAGAAAAUACGUACAUGUGGUGACUAACGAUGCGCCGUAGCUCUACUGUGUAUUAGCAUAUAGCUGGAGUAGAUUAUAGGUACCUUGUACAGAAUUUAGGUCCCUUUUUCCUCAUGUAUUCAUCAGUUUCUCUUCCACUUUGGACCUGUGAAAUUAAUAUAUACACCUUUUCUUUGUA
Molecule: messenger RNA, 1917 nt
Organism: Cucurbita moschata (crookneck pumpkin)
Lineage: Eukaryota; Viridiplantae; Streptophyta; Magnoliopsida; Cucurbitales; Cucurbitaceae
Product: carotenoid cleavage dioxygenase 8 homolog B, chloroplastic-like
Exons: 6
Coding region: 27-1661 (544 amino acids)
Biological process (GO): carotene catabolic process
Cellular component (GO): chloroplast
Molecular function (GO): carotenoid dioxygenase activity
Source: RefSeq, a predicted model, not a curated record